This is a messenger RNA of Guyanagaster necrorhizus, 1384 nucleotides long. RefSeq lists its product as uncharacterized. Lineage: Eukaryota; Fungi; Basidiomycota; Agaricomycetes; Agaricales; Physalacriaceae. Gene Ontology annotation, molecular function: hydrolase activity. The record is from RefSeq and is a predicted model, not a curated record. The transcript is spliced from 5 exons. The coding region runs from base 398 to 1384 and encodes 328 amino acids.
UGAAGACACUGUUCAUGACCCCGGGACUAUUUUUGAUACCGUGGAGUAAACACUAAAUUGUGUGCGCUCGUACUUCAUUUUUGUAGGUCUGCGCCGGCCGCGACAUGUAACAACAACGCCAGCGCUUUUACACGAGAGGGUUAGUGGAAGGAGAGAGUCAGCACCUAUAACAAUCAUAUCGACUUAACUUUAAUAUGGGAUUAUGCCUGGCAUUCACAUGAUAUAAAAGCAUCCGACUGAAGGUAGCUAGCUAUACACACCGGCUAAAAUUUCCGUAGAAGGCCAAUUUCGAUUCGAACGGGCCGUCGGAAACACCGGACCGGCCAAACAAGAGUCACUGAUCGCCCCCGAUCAUAAAUACUUAUCGCUAUCGCUCUCUCCUUGUACUGCCUACACAAUGUCCGAACCCAAACAACCCCUCCAUCCUUCCAUAAUACCCCGUCUCGACCCAGAAUAUGUGGAAUUUCACAACAGCGCACUCAUCAAUAUAACGCCUCCGCAUACUCUACCAUCAUGGGAUCCUGCCUUGAGGAACGUGCCUGCAGUUCCUGGUGGUUCACCUUUGUUGCCGGUCGGAAAGACUCAGGACCUCAAUCUAAUGUUCUGUGAUUUGCGGGCUUUCACUCCCGAGGGAGACGCCCCAAGAGCGGGAUGGCCGUUACUUAUUUACUUUCACGGAGGUGGAUGGACUUUCGGCAACAUCAACAGUGAGAAUUCUUUUGCCACCAAUAUGUGUGUUCAUGCGAGAUGCGUUGUCAUCUCUGUGAACUACCGACUUGCUCCCGAGGAGAAGUAUCCAUGUGCUGUAGAAGACGCUAUUGAAUCUCUGCAUUGGGUCACUGAGAACGGGAAAUCUCAGCUCAACAUAGAUACGACUAGGAUCGCCGUCGGUGGAUCCUCCAGCGGCGGAAACCUCGCAGCCAUUCUCGCUCUCAAGGCCGCCGAAAUGCAGCCUUCCAUCCCACUUAUCUUCCAACUCCUCAUUGUUCCCGUCACCGAUAAUACGGCAUCCGUCGAAAACCUUUGGAAAGAGAACGAGCAUACCGCAUGGCUUACUCCAGCUAGGAUGAAUUGGUUCAAGUUAAAUUAUCUUCCAGAUCCCAAAGACUGGACGAAAUGGGACGCGUCGCCUGCGUUUGCACCGAAAGAACUCUUACAGAAGGUACCAAAAGCCUGGAUCGCCGUUACAGAAUUGGAUAUCUUACGGGAGGAGGGUAUUCAGUAUGGGGAAAAACUGAAAGAGCUUGGCGUAGAGGUAGAAACAGUGGUGUACAAGGGCGCACCACACCCAAUUAUGGCAAUGGACGGUUUUGUACUCAAGAUCGGAGCGAAGCUGGUUUCAGACGCCGCUACUGCACUUGGAAAAGCCUUUGCUGCUAUAUAA